Molecule: messenger RNA, 1399 nt
Organism: Amoebophrya sp. A25
Lineage: Eukaryota; Dinophyceae; Syndiniales; Amoebophryaceae
Source: the annotation of a GenBank genome assembly
CCUAGACCAACCAGGGCAACCAUAUGACACCAGUGCAGUGGGAGGUGGAAGAAAGGGAGACUUGGAGAAUGAAGAUCCAGAUGAAGCUUCAACCGAUGAAGAUGAUUGGUGGACAACCAGCAGUGAUUCUUCCGAAGAUGACGAAGUAGACCAAGCUUUCUCACUAGCACAAGAUCCUGAUCCAAAAAAUGCGAAUGCAAAUAAUGCCGGUAAAAAGAAAAUGAAGUCGAAGUCGUCAGCUGCUGAACAGGUAGGCGGGUCUCCUGAAAUGUCUUCUGCAGCAGGCAACGAAAAGUCAAAGUCUUCUCCGAGUAGCAAAAAAGAGUCAAAAGAGCAUGGAAGAGCCACGACUAAAGGGAAGAUUCGAAACACGAAGAUCAAAGCUUUGCGUAACGUUGAUGUGCUGGAGGAAACUUUGGAGAGCUUCCUGAAAGGCACAAUAGCCCCACUGCUUUUCUCGGCUCUGACAACGAGUUUGAAUGCGCCAAUCUACGAGAAGAGCAGGCCAGAACCGGAAGCUUUCACAACAAUGCAUCGCAGAAAGCAAGAGGAUAUCAGGUAUUGAGUUUUAUACUGUUAAGGGUAGUUCUAGUCUGUACUUUCCAGCGGAUGACUUUUUGUAUUCUAACAAGAGACUCGACUCCAUGUGGAAUCUUGUCACAUCGAUUCAUCCUGCCGGUAGGUGCAGCAAACCUAUUUAGGAUGCACAGAAUAGAAUGGAUGACUUUUUGUAUUCUAACAAGAGACUCGGCUCCUAGGUAUAUGUCAUUAUUCUAACAAGAGACUCGACUCCAUGAGUUGAUGCCGGCGAAGACUGCAAAUACAAUCACAGUUAGGAGUCAUCCAAUGAAUUUGGGUGUAAAUAAUCAUAAGAUAGAAUUAUAUUUCUAUAAUUCCGUGGUUUGAUCGACGUACUUUAUUUCUUCAUGCUCCAUCGAUCUUAGCGUUUACAACGAACUUCAUUCAUUCCUGUAAUUCUCGGCUCUUUCGUUCCCACGCUUACCAGUUAUUUCUUCAUGCUGUAUGACUACCAGUUAUUUCUUCAUGCUGUAAUAUCAGUAGAUACAAUUACAACUACUCACUCUGUUAACAUGCUUCAGACAAAUUUUGCAGAGUGAGCGAAUCCGGAUGCGGCGUGACAAGAUCGCGCGGAUAGAGCAUCUGCAGAACAAGAACGAUGGUAUUACGAAGAUCAUUUUGGGACAUUUAGGGACGUUUCCAGGAGUAGAGCGCAACCUGUGGCGAGUUCUGGCGAACAUCGAACAAGAGAUCUGCCUUGCGCUAAAUUUAGAAAAGCCGUCAGAGAUGCCCCUCACGUUGCCACAACUGCUACUAGCGAACCGGGAAAUCCUUCGCCGAGGCACCCUCCUGGGCGGUUUGAUUCCCGACAUGAGAGAAC